Caenorhabditis bovis is the source of this 2205-nucleotide messenger RNA. NCBI's taxonomy places the organism in Eukaryota, Metazoa, Nematoda, Chromadorea, Rhabditida, Rhabditidae. The record is from the annotation of a GenBank genome assembly.
AUGCCGAUUGGCCGGAGCUCGUCUCAUUUCAAUCGAGCUCCAUCAUUCACCAUGAGGUGCGUUCUCCUAUUGACUAUUCUCGUCGCUUUCGCGUUUGCCGAAUUUGUCACCAUCGGCUACAAGGCGUGCAAAUCGGAUGGCGUCGUUUCGAACGUUGAAGCCGACGGAUGCGAUCAGCAGAUGCGCGACGGCCGCAAAGUGUGCGUGUUCAAGGUUGGCACGACGCCGGUGAUUCGAAUCCACUUCCAGCCGUCGAUCGACGCGGCGAGCCUCAACAACGCGGUGCGCGCGAAAGUCGGCAUGAGCACGAUGGUGCAAUUCCCGCAGAGCGACAACAACGCGUGCAAUUUUGGUGUCAAGUGUCCGGUGAAGGCCGGCGAGAAGCAAGUGUUCGAGCAAUCGAUUGCGAUCACCGACACGCAUCCCAAAGGCGAGCAAAUUCAGGUGAAUUGGCAAUUGACGCGUCCCGACGGCGCGAAAGAAGGGCUCUCUUGGGAUUAUCCAUUGAUUGGCAUUAAAGGCGCAUGCGAGAAUCUCGAGAAACUCGACGGCGACACAGAAUGCCGCCUAUUCACGCCGUAUGAUCGCCGACAUGUCGCCGGACGAUUGUUCGUCUCAUCGAAUUUUGUGUGCUUCGCGAGUCGGACGGAACGAUUGGUCUCAAUCAUUUUGCCGCUUGUCGAAGUGGUGUCGAUGGAGAAAUGGACGCCGGCGGCGUCGUCGUCGUCAUCGCAAACGACGCGCGGAAUUCUGUUUUGCCUAGCGAAUCGUGCGACGGUUGUGUUCUCGGCGGUUCCGGAUCGCGAUCGAGUUGUCGCGAAAAUUGCCGCGUAUUUGGAGCGCGUCAAAAUUCGAAUGAAUACGGUCAGUCAGGCGCAUUCAUCAUCAUCAUCGUCGUCGUCAUCAUUGGAUUCAUCAAUUUGCGAGUAUCCGCUUAUCGAAAAAUUUCCGUUUGGCGCUGAUGCGGCCGAGAAAUGCAAAGCGAAAUGGACGGCCUACUUGCAGGAGUACGGAAGCGGUGUUUGUAUGUACCGAACGAUUGAGCUUCAUCGACUUCUUCUUGAAGGCGUUCCACUUCAACUACGCGGCGAGAUUUGGAUGAUUUGUUCGGGCGCGGCCGCCGAAAUGAAAUUGAACCCGAAUUACUAUAGGCAACUUCUUCAGAAGAAUGAGGGCGUGUUUAGUGUGGCGCUGGAAGAAAUUGAACGGGACCUUCAUAGAAGUCUUCCCGAGCAUCCGGCGUUUCAACAGGGUCCCGGCAUCGAUUCGCUUCGUCGAAUUCUGACGGCCUACGCGUUUCGAAAUCCGAACAUCGGCUAUUGUCAAGCGAUGAACAUUGUCGGCUCGGUGCUUCUGCUGUUCGCCAGCGAGGAAGAAGCGUUUUGGCUUCUCGUGGCGGUCUGCGAGCGCCUUCUGCCGGAUUAUUACAACACGAAAGUGGUUGGCGCGCUGGUCGAUCAAGGCGUUUUUUCGGAGCUCGUCGAACGAUUCCUACCGUCGGUCGCCGCUCAAUUGACGCGACUCGGCCUCGACGACAUGGUCGCGUUGUCGUGGUUUUUGACAAUAUUUUUGUCGGCCAUCAAAUUCGACGCCGCCGUUCGCAUUCUCGACUUGUUCUUUUUCGAAGGCGCCCGGUUAAUGUUUCAAGUGGCUCUCGAAAUGUUGAAGGAGAACGAGCAUCUCAUCGGCAAUUCGAAAGAUGACGGCGAGAUUUUGAUGAGUCUGACGAAAUAUACCGAAAUGAUACACGAGGGCGACGCUGAUGAGAGGGAAGAUGCGGACAUGUCGUUGUCAACCGGCAUUUUUAUGGAUAUUGAAGAGGCGACGUCGUCGAUAAUGUCAAUGAUACGCCCAAAUGCGUCGAAGCCGCAAACCAAGAUACCGAUUGGCGAACUCCUCGCGAAAUCCUAUUCGAAUUUCGGCUACGCGUUCACCAAUGAGCACAUCGAGUCGCUUCGUUUGAAGCAUCGCCUGAAAGUUGUGCAGAGUCUCGAGGACAAUCAAAUGAGGAGCAUCAUAAAGAGUAUCGGCAAAGAAUGCAAAUUUACCAACGGCGAACUUGAAGCGCUGUACAAUGUGGUGAAGAAAGAGCUGGUGAAAAUGGGGAAUUUCCAAAAAAAAUUGUCGAUUUCGCUAUUGAAUAUGAUUUUUUGUGACAAAUUGACUCAUUUUAAAUUCCCGCUUGAGAAGGUGAAAAUAUUUUAA